GGAUGGAUAUGAAGAUUGUGGAAACAAACAUGGAGUCCGAGCGUCAGCGUAUCAUUUUGGAGUUAGAAUUACUAAAUAUCGAAAAACAGCUGGCUAUAUUGAAAUCCCUGCAACGCCGAUGCAAAGACAAAAAAGAGCGAGCGGCACGCAAAAGACGACUCGCGCCACCAAAGCCACCAAGAAAGAAAAAGAUAGAAAAAAUAAGAAAACGUCUGAGGAGGUGGUCUAUGAAUCCAGAACGCCUGGCGAGGCCGGGGGAGGGGGAGUAUUGUUUUGUUUCCAAGGCUUUAACAGAUAAGGAUAACGAGAAGCUUUUCGAGUAUUUCCACAUGACGGCUGAUACAUUUCUCGAUUUGGUCGGUCGUAUUCACCCGUUUAUUCGACACCAGAGCACGCACAUCAUGCCCAUCGACAUUCGACAGAGACUGGCGAUCACUCUUCGAAUUCUUGCUACAGGUGGCAUGCAAAAGAGUGUUGCAGAGGCCUACAAACUAGGCCCAAGCACCGUACAUUGUAUAGUUGCGGAAGUGUGCAAGGCCUUGUGGACAGCACUACAGCCAGAUUUCCUUCCCUGUCCUUCUGCCGAGAUUUGGAAAGUGAUUCAGUCAGACUUUUGGCAGCAGUGGAGCUUCCCUAACUGCGUAGGAUCCUUAGACGGGAAGCUUGUCAACGUCAAGACACCAAAACGGGGCCAGUUUAAAAACAAACUCCCCCCUCCGCUUGCUCUGGUGGCAACAUGUGACGCUAAAUACCGGUUCACCAUGGUGAAUGUUGAAACAUUCCAACCGGAGAAUGAUGGAGACAUCUUCAUGAGCAGCACACUGGGUUCCCAGCUACUGGAUGGAAAAUUGGACCUGCCACCUCCCGUCAGUCUUUCUGAAAAUGAAGCCCCAACCCCCAGUGUGUUCGUUGCUGAUGCUUCGUUCCCCCUACACAACAAUUGCAUGCGUCCGAUUCAAGGCAUAAACCUGUCCAUGGAGAAACAGGCUUACAACUUCCAGCAUUCCAGAGUCAUGCGGGUGAUGGAGAACACCUUUGGAAUCCUGGUGGCGAGAUGGAGGGUUCUCAGUCGACUGGAGUAUGGCCCAGACAAAUGCAUAUCCAUUCUGAAAACUGCCAUAGUCCUGCACAACUUCUUGGCUUGCACCGACGACAGCAACCCACCUGGCCUCAAAUACAUCCCGGCUGAUUUUGCAGACACUUCUGACGCGUUGGGGUCGAUCCAACCCGGUCAGUGGCGGACAAUAGUGGCGGGGGACACCACAAACAUCUUUGACCCUCUGGGUCCCCAACGCCUCCCCAGAACCCCUUCCAGAUGGGACGGUGCCAGUGUGCGCAAUCGACUAAUGAAGUUUUUUCACUCCUUCAACGAAGAUUUCUCACUCUAAAGAAUCAAACUCAUAGUCUCUAGGGCAGGGGUGGGGAACCUAUUUCUCGAGGGCUGUUUGUGGCCCUCGAGGCCAUCUUAUUCAGCCCCUAAUAUCCUUUUAAUGUUCAGCAGCUUCACGCGAAAUUACAUUUGCAAUUCAGUUAAAUUAUAUUUCGGGCCACCUAGAGAAGGUGCGGUCGGUUGUAAAGGUGGCUGCCUUCAAUGUAUGAAGUGCAGGGGUGAAUCCUGGUUUGUGUCCAUUCAUAGUAUGGCCCUUGGAGGGAUUUGGCCCUCGAAUGAAAAAGGUUCCCCACCCUUGCUCUGGAAGGAGUAUCCCAAGAACCUGGCUCAAUAGUAAGCCAGGUUAAGUUAACCUUGAGGUAGUGGUAAACCAUCUAAUAGAAGAGCCUUGAGUGCUCGUUUUCACUAUUAAAUGACAUCUGUGUGGUACAUCUAUUGGCAGGUGUACCACUGCUUGUAGGUUACCUUAGUGGGGUUUAUUGCUUACCGACCGUAAUCAUUUUCUUGGGAUACCCCGCCCCAGGAUGAUCAGUUAACUUGAAACAUGGUAUAACCUCGAUGUUAUGAUCACAAAUUUUUGUUUUAAAUAAAACUCCAUUACUUUUCAAACUGUGUGCAUCACUGACAGACACAUGCUAUGGAUUGUUUUAUUUUUUAUUUUAUU
Messenger RNA from Engraulis encrasicolus (European anchovy), 2054 nucleotides. RefSeq lists its product as uncharacterized. The transcript is spliced from 2 exons. NCBI's taxonomy places the organism in Eukaryota, Metazoa, Chordata, Actinopteri, Clupeiformes, Engraulidae. The coding region runs from base 3 to 1388 and encodes 461 amino acids. The record is from RefSeq and is a predicted model, not a curated record.